UCAUGUCGCUCUUCUUCGUUCGUCAUCUCGGUAUAUUUCUUUCUCGCAUCUUUACUCUAAUUAGUCCUUAAAAUGGCCCAAGAACAAGUUUUGCCUUUAAGCAAUUCCAACUCUCAAGACCCGCUGCGUCCAGGGAGAUAUCAAUCGCUUCUGCCUCUUAUCGACGAGAUCCUAUCUAUUCUCCACGCCCAAACCGUCUCUUCCGAGAAACUAUCACCCGCCCAAGCAUCUGAACAGGUUGCUCCCAAGGCGAAGCAACUCGCGCAAGUUCUGGAAAACAUGAAGCUCUCAGCCAUGUCUCUCCCUGGUGCUCACCUCUCAAUAGAGGAAAUCAACAACCUCACAGAUAUUUUGGAAAAAGAAGGGGAGAAAAGACGCCAAAUACUACGCACAUUCGAGCUAUUAGAUCUACCUAUUGUGGAUGACUUUUCUUUGCCUGGGGCCGAAACGAGAGCUAUGGGUACCCAUGCGUUUCCUUCUCCCAACAAGUGACAAAAUUCGCCCUCGGACGAGAAGAAGCGAACGAGUGACAAGAUCCUUGGACGGAAGGUUCUUCACAUGCCAUGCUGAACCCAAGCUAUGUUGCUCUUGUAAGGUGAGAGGAACCAUCAACUAUGAGAACUGUAGACAAGUAGUACUGUAGCACAUGAGUAGCAGAAGGAUAGACUUAAUCCUUUUCCUCGCAACAUAUGGUGUAGAGGUACAUUUCCGUAUGCCUCUAUUAUAAUUUUAUAAUGGCUUUCCGAACAACUGUGUCUGCCGACCGAUCUCCCAAUCACUAACUAGUCUUUGACUAUUUGACCUGCAUGUAGCUUUUUUUUGCUUUUCACUGGAUGGUUAUUGUAUAUUUACCUCAUUUCUGGGCUUC
Cryptococcus deneoformans JEC21 is the source of this 868-nucleotide messenger RNA. RefSeq lists its product as hypothetical. NCBI's taxonomy places the organism in Eukaryota, Fungi, Basidiomycota, Tremellomycetes, Tremellales, Cryptococcaceae. The record is from RefSeq and is a predicted model, not a curated record. The coding region runs from base 73 to 492 and encodes 139 amino acids. The transcript is spliced from 5 exons.